Rotaria sp. Silwood2 is the source of this 474-nucleotide messenger RNA. The record is from the annotation of a GenBank genome assembly. Lineage: Eukaryota; Metazoa; Rotifera; Eurotatoria; Philodinida; Philodinidae.
AUGAAUGAUGCUAUUCGUUUUAAUGCAUGCGAUUUCGUUGGUAUUGGUCGACCUACUUGUCUACAAUUUAAUCUUCCUGAAAUUUUACUUGAUAAAAACAUUCCAGAAAAAGAUGCACGAGUUCUUCAUUAUGAUAUUCGAGGAAUUAAAAUCUUCAAUCUAUUACCUAUAGCAACUAUUGGUUCAGAUGUUAAUACAUUAUGGCAUAAUUGGCGAAUGCAUCGAGUAGCUAUUGAAAAUCAAGAACCAGAUCCUAAUCUUACUGUUCAUGGUAAAAUAUUUAUGGUUAUUAUUAAAAUAUUGAAAAAAUCAACUUCAUCAAUUAUUUUAUUUUUUACUAUUUUAUUUAUUUCAUUUUUUGUUAAACAAAUUUUUUUAAAACAUAAUGAAAAAAUAAUUACAGAAGAAUAUAAUUAUACAAUCAAUAAACAAAAAAAAACUAUAGUUCGAUUAUAUAAUAUCAUAUGCUUAUGA